ACCUGUCAGUGACCCAAGCGGAAGCUUCGUCGCUCCCUCAUCGCAUCGCGUCGCCGGUCGCGGGUCGUCCUCCUUCCGUUCCGCGUCCUCUCAAAAGGUUGGGAGGAGGAGGAGGCGACGCGGAGCGCAGCAGUGUGAGUAGUGGUAAGCCAUGGACCGCGUGCAGCUCCUCCUCGUCGGUCUCCCCGCCCUCCUCUUCCUCUCCGACCUCUCCCACAUCUUCGCGCCGCCGCCGCCGCAUCUCCGGCACCCCCACCACCACCCGCCGCACCACCAUCCCCAUCCGCCUCACCACCACCCCCCGCAUCACCCCCACCCGCCUCACCACCCGCAUCCGCCGCAUCACCCCCACCCGCCUCACCACCCGCAUCCGCCGCACCAUCACCCCCACCCUCACCCCGAUCCCGCCGCGGAGGCCAUACAGCAGGCUAACGUUGAUGGAGCUGGAUAUGGCACCACCGUCGAGCUGCAAUUCUGCGCCUCCUGCUCGUACAAGGGGACUGCAAUGACUAUGAAGCGCAUGCUGGAAACAUCAUUUCCAGGCAUUCAUGUUAUCUUGCACAAUUACCCUCCACCCUUCCCCAAACGUGUACUUGGCAAACUUGUGCCAAUUCUUCAGGUUGGAGCCAUUGCAACAAUAAUGGCUGGUGAUCAUAUUUUCCCCAGACUUGGAAUGGUUCCACCCCCAUGGUACUACUCACUGCGUGCCAAUAGAUUUGGAACCAUGGCAACAAUCUGGCUAUUUGGCAAUUUUGCGCAAUCUUUCCUACAAAGUUCUGGUGCCUUUGAAGUUUACUGCAAUGGAGAUUUGGUUUUCUCAAAAUUAGCUGAGCAGAGGUUCCCUAGUGAGUUUGAACUGCGGGAUCUCAUCAACAGCAGAUUACCAGAUUCUCUGGUUGGGAAAAAUGUGGGAAAAUCCUUGUCUUAGACAAUGACAUUGGAAUAUCACAUGCCAAUGCGACAUCUUGCUAUCAAGGUAGUACUAUAUUGUUUGCUGUUUGACGUCGAGCAGUUUGGAAGCUCUGCAGCUUGUCUGUGAACACUACUAUUCAAUUAAAUGGCUUGUAAAGGAUAACCUAGAGUGAGAUAGUGACUCAAUUGUAUGAACUUAUUAGUUAUGCCACAAAAAAAAUCAUCAUUUCCUGUUUAUUUUCUGAGAGGUUGAUAAAAUAUUGUAGUAUUCGUCACCUUUGGUGUGAUUCAUACUGUUUUAUACUUGUAUGCAUUAUGUAUUUCUGGGAAAUUUCUAUGCA
Messenger RNA from Oryza sativa Japonica Group (Japanese rice), 1253 nucleotides. RefSeq names its product selT-like protein. Gene Ontology annotation, cellular component: endoplasmic reticulum membrane. Gene Ontology annotation, molecular function: thioredoxin-disulfide reductase (NADPH) activity. The record is from RefSeq and is a predicted model, not a curated record. Gene Ontology annotation, biological process: cell redox homeostasis. Lineage: Eukaryota; Viridiplantae; Streptophyta; Magnoliopsida; Poales; Poaceae.